This is a messenger RNA of Tinamus guttatus (white-throated tinamou), 1808 nucleotides long. Lineage: Eukaryota; Metazoa; Chordata; Aves; Tinamiformes; Tinamidae. The record is from RefSeq and is a predicted model, not a curated record.
CUGAGGGAAGAUGAAUUUAGCAGAGAUUUGUGAUAAUGCCAAAAAAGGAAGAGAAUAUGCCCUCCUUGGGAAUUACGACUCAUCAAUGGUGUAUUACCAAGGUGUCAUCCAGCAGAUCCAGAGGCAUUGUCAGUCCAUCAGGGAUCCAGCAAUUAAGGGCAAAUGGCAACAGGUCCGACAAGAACUGGUUGAAGAGUAUGAGCAAGUUAAGAGCAUUGUCAGCACUUUAGAGAGUUUUAAAAUGGAGAGACCUGCAGAUAUCCCUGUAUCCUGUCAAGAUGAGCCUUUCAGAGAUCCUGCCGUUUGGCCCCCUCCUGUUCCAGCUGAACACAGGGCCCCACCUCAGAUAAAACGUCCCAACCGAGAAGUAAAACCUUUGAGGAAGGAAUCACCAGGACUGCAGCCGCGCGGGCCCGCGGGCAGAGCACACCCAGCAUCAAAAAGUGACAAGGCCACAAGUAGCCGAGAAAGGGAAUCUAGAGCUAGAGGAAGGGAUGACAAGGUAAGAAGAGGGCCUGAAGAGGGGGAAGGACUUAUAAUGCAGCUGGAGAAGUUUGCCAUCAUAGUCCGUUUGUUUGCUUUGCACAGGGAUGACAUAGCAGAUUUGGAAGAAGCCAAGAAAUUAUUAAGAGAAGCUGUUGUUCUUCCAAUGUGGAUGCCUGAUUUUUUCAAAGGGAUCAGAAGACCUUGGAAGGGUGUGCUGAUGGUUGGUCCUCCUGGCACUGGCAAAACAAUGUUAGCAAAAGCUGUUGCUACAGAAUGUGGGACAACAUUCUUCAAUGUGUCUUCCUCUACUUUGACAUCGAAGUACAGGGGAGAGUCCGAAAAGCUCGUCCGCCUCUUGUUUGAAAUGGCAAGAUUUUAUGCUCCAACAACAAUCUUCAUUGAUGAGAUAGAUUCCAUCUGCAGCCGCAGAGGCACCUCCGACGAACACGAGGCGAGUCGCAGAGUCAAGUCAGAGCUGCUUGUGCAAAUGGAUGGGGUGGGCGGUGCUCUGGAAAAUGAUGACCCUUCCAAAAUGGUUAUGGUAUUAGCAGCUACAAAUUUUCCCUGGGAUAUUGAUGAAGCUCUCCGAAGGAGGCUGGAGAAGAGGAUUUAUAUACCUCUGCCCACGGCAAAAGGGAGGGCAGAACUACUAAAGAUUAACCUUCGGGAAGUGGAACUGGAUCCUGAUAUCAGCCUUGAAGAAAUUGCUGAGAAAAUUGAAGGCUAUUCUGGUGCUGACAUCACUAAUGUUUGCAGGGAUGCCUCUUUGAUGGCAAUGAGGCGGCGCAUUAACGGCUUGACUCCGGAGGAGAUCCGGGCGCUCUCUAAAGAGGAGCUUCAGAUGCCGGUUACCAAGGGGGACUUUGAGCUGGCUCUGAAGAAAAUCUCCAAAUCUGUUUCUGCGGCAGACCUGGAGAAGUAUGAGAAAUGGAUGGCAGAGUUUGGAUCUGCUUAGUCUCACUGACAGCUCUCUCUUGCUAGACUUUUAUGGGUUUUGUUGUUUUCACUUGUAAAAUGAGUUGGAAAAUCCUUUUAAAGGUUUAAUGAAAGGUCUGCCUCUUUUCCCCCUCCCCUUCCUCCACCUAUUCUGGUGACCAGAUCUCAUUUUAAGCUCCAUUUGCAUUUAAAGGGAAUGAACGCAGUAACGAACUUGUAUUAUAAAUGAUAUUUAAUGUCUGAAGAGUUAAACUGGACAAACAGGAAGGGAAAAAUAUACUUUUGAGGAUAAUCUGUUAUUUGUCUGGUAAAGAGAAGUGUUCCUUGUCUCCAGUAGUGAGUGAUCUUUCAUGGCUGAAAUCAAUAAAUCUGCCAGGGGGAUGUGA